AUGGUAGAGGUCGUCGAGAACAAGAGUAGAGCCGGUUUGGGAUUCCAACGAGGCUUGGCGACUUUUCAAAGAGAGAAUCCGCCGGUGUUUAAAGGGAAGCAUGAUCCAGAUGCAGCCUUGGGAUGGUUGAAAGAGAUCGAGAGAAUCUUCCGUGUUAUGGAUUGCACUCCAGCUCAGAAGGUUCGGUAUGGUACUCACAUGCUAGCAGUCGAAGCUGAUGACUGGGAAUUCAUGAGAAAGUAUUAUCCGGAAGAUGUCCGUGGUAAGAAAGAAAUUGAGUUCCUUGAGCUGAAGCAAGGAAACAUGUCUGUCACUGAUUAUGCUGCAAAAUUUGUGGAGUUGUCCAAAUUUUAUCCUCAUUACACUGGUGCUGGUGCUGAAUUUUCAAAGUGCAUCAAGUUUGAAAACGGACUGCGCUCUGAAAUUAAGAAGGCUGUUGGGUAUCAGAAGAUACGCAUUUUUACUGAAUUGGUUGAUAGCUGCAGGAUAUUUGAAGAAGACAAUAAUGCUCAUUACAAGAUUGUCAGUGACCGCAGGGGCAAGCAACAUCAAAACCGUGGCAAGCCGUAUGAUGCUCCAGUGGGAAAAGGGAAACAAGGAGCUGCUCCGGCUCAGAGGACUAGUAGGGGAGGUGCCCCUGCUGGUAUAGUUUGCUUUAAAUGUGGUCAGGCUGGUCAUAAGAGUAAUGUAUGCACUGCUGAAGUAAAGAGGUGUUUUCGCUGUGGUAAGACUGGCCAUGCAAUAGCUGAUUGCAAGCACAAGGAAAUGAUUUGUUUUAAUUAUGGCGAAGAAGGGCAUAUUGGAAGUCAGUGUCAGAAGCCAAAGAAAUCUCAAACUGGAAAGGUGUUCGCAUUGACCGGAACUCAAACCUCCAGUGAGGACAGACUUAUCCGAGGUACAUGUUUCAUAAAUGGUACUCCUUUAAUUACUAUUAUUGAUACCGGUGCUACACACUGUUUUAUUUCUGCUAACUGUGCUCGAAGACUGGGUUUAAAAUUGUCCGCUUUGGAUGGUGAAUUGAUUGUUGAGACCCCAGCUAAGGGAUCAAUAACUACUUCUUUGGUAUGUUUAAAAUGUCCUUUGUCGAUCUUCGAUAAAGAUUUCUAUGUUGAUUUAGUAUGUUUGCCGUUGGAUGGGAUGGAUGUAAUUCUUGGUAUGAACUGGUUAGAGUAUAAUUAUGUUCAUAUAAAUUGUCAUCAUAAGUCGGUGAGGUUUUCCACUCCUGAAGAGGAAGGAGUUGACUUAUUACCUUUCAGAGAAUUGCAAAAAUUGAUGAAAGAGGGAGCUCAGAUGUUUUCUUUGAUGGCGACGUUGUCGGUUGAGAGUAAAGCUAAGAUUGAGGAACUGUUAGUGGUGAAAGAAUUCCCUGAAGUUUUUCCUGAUGAAAUUCCUAGUGUGCCUCCAGAGAGGGAAGUUAAAUUUACUAUUGAUCUGGUACCUGGUACUAGGCCUGUUUCGAUGGCACCGUAUAGAAUGUCGGCAUCUGAAUUGUAUGAAUUAAAGAAGCAAUUGGAAGACUUA
This is a messenger RNA of Lathyrus oleraceus (garden pea), 1521 nucleotides long. RefSeq lists its product as uncharacterized. The record is from RefSeq and is a predicted model, not a curated record. Lineage: Eukaryota; Viridiplantae; Streptophyta; Magnoliopsida; Fabales; Fabaceae. Gene Ontology annotation, molecular function: nucleic acid binding; zinc ion binding. The annotation marks the transcript as partial. The transcript has 3 exons.